AUGCCACGGAAAGAGCCAUACGCUGCGGCCCGCGCCCGCGCCGAGGCUGCGCACGACAUCCCCGCCGCCGAGGCCGAGCAAGCGCGCCUCGCCGCGCUCGUCCAUAUACCCCCGGACGACGAGCCCUCGACCUUCCCCCGCACCAUCGCCGGCCUGGACAUCUCAUACGACAAGACCUCUGAGCGCGCCAUCGUCGCCGCCGUGCUCGUCUCUACGGAACCGCUUACGAUAAUCGACAGCGCACUCCUCUCCGGAACCCAGAUGUUCCCGUAUGUCCCCGGCCUCCUCGCGUUCCGUGAGGUACCCCUCCUCCUCGCGGCCCUCGAGAAGCUGUACGCGCAGACGGGUGUGCAGCCAGACAUGUUGCUGUGUGACGGGCAAGGGCUCGCGCACCCCGCGCGCUGUGGCCUUGCGUCUCAUAUUGGCGUGCUCACCGGCAUUCCCAGCAUUGGGUGUGCCAAGUCGCACUAUAUUGGCGAGUAUGACGAGCCGGGGCCCGCGCGUGGGGAGCGUAGUGAGAUGCGCGAUGCGGGCGAGGUCGUGGGACAUGUGCUCCGCACUCAGGAUGGGGUGAAGCCCGUGUUCGUGAGCCCGGGACAUGGCGUGAGCCGCCACGAGGCGUGUGAGGUCGUGCUCCGACUCUGUAGGAAGUAUCGCGUGCCCGACCCCGUGCGGUAUGCGGAUCAGGUGUCGAGGAAGAUGCUCCGGGAGACGAAG
Cutaneotrichosporon oleaginosum is the source of this 717-nucleotide messenger RNA. RefSeq lists its product as uncharacterized. NCBI's taxonomy places the organism in Eukaryota, Fungi, Basidiomycota, Tremellomycetes, Trichosporonales, Trichosporonaceae. The record is from RefSeq and is a predicted model, not a curated record. Gene Ontology annotation, biological process: DNA repair. Gene Ontology annotation, molecular function: single-stranded RNA binding; deoxyribonuclease V activity; RNA endonuclease activity producing 5'-phosphomonoesters, hydrolytic mechanism.